UUAUUUUGCAUUAAUAAGCAAUCGUGGGCUGAAGUUUUGCAGUUAUUUUCUGAGGGUGGAGUUUGUUGAAGCUGCGCGCUGUCUAUCAACCAGGAAGUCCUCAAUAAGACAUAUUCACUUUCCAGAUGCAGAGGAAUGGAGGUGGGCAUCUUUCUGCCAUGAAUAAGCGGAAGUCUUUUCCCCACAAUGUUGUAAAACCCUCCAAGACGCCUAGGACAGAUGGUAAAACACAUGUACAGGAUGAGGAGGAGGUUGAUGAGGAAGAUGGAGUCCAGCAAGAACACUCACUCUCUGCUUCGGGUGCUGGUGAUAUUGGUGUGAUUGAAAGUAUCACUUUAAGGAACUUUAUGAGCCACCAUUUGCUUGGACCUUUCAAAUUUGGACCAAAUGUCAACUUCAUUGUUGGGAACAAUGGGACUGGGAAAAGUGCCAUUCUGACAGCACUUAUAGUGGGUCUUGGUGGAAAAGCAACCACAACCAAUAGAGGAACAUCUUUGAAGGGCUUUGUGAAAUAUGGAGAGAGUUCUGCGGACAUUAAAGUGAAAUUAAAAAACAGAGGAAAUGACCCUUAUAAAGGUGACAUUUAUGGAGACAGUAUCUGCAUUGAGCAUCGGAUCUCAAGUGAUGGUUGCAGGACUUGUAAAAUCAAGAAUAAAAUGGGGCAUGUCAUUUCCACAAAGAAGGAGGAGUUAACUGCUAUACUGGACCAUUUUGGCAUCCAGGUUGACAAUCCUGUGUCAGUCCUUAAUCAAGAAAUGAGCAAACAGUUCCUGCAUUCAAAAAGUGAAGCAGACAAGUACAAGUUUUUCAUGAAAGCAACUCUUUUGGAGCAAAUGAAAAGAGACUACAUUCACAUCAAGCAGACUAAAGCCUUGACACGUGACCAAGUGGAAAGACAAGAGGAGUGUCUCAAAGAUCUCAGGCAGUUGUUCUUGCAAAAGAAAGAAAGAUAUGAACGCCUGUCAUCACUCGACGAUAUGAGACAGACUCUGGAGGACCUGAAAAAGAAGAUGGCGUGGUGUUUGGUGAGAGAGAAGGAGAGGCAAGUUGAACAGCUGAAGGAACAAAUUGAAAAAGAAGAGUCUGAUUGUAAAAAUGAAGAAAAACUGCAGCUCUGUCAGAACAAAGUUUCCGCUGCUGAGAAGAAAGCGCAGGACAUCCAGAUGAAGCUUUGCAUGCUUAGAGAAGAGCAGGAACGUUUGGCAGAGGAGAGCCGUAAAAUGAAGGAGGAAAUUAAAGACAAAACAAAAGCACAGAAAAAUCAGGAGGUGGUUUACUUCCGUGCUGAGAAUAAAUUGAAACAGUUAGAAAAGGAGCAAUGCCUUCUUCAGGAGAGAAUUCACAAAAUAAGUCAUGGCAGUGGCAGAAGAAGUCAUGAGACUGAGCAUGCACAGCAUCUAAAAAAAAUAUCUGCCUUCAAAAAGCAGCUGGAAAAGCUUGAGACAGAGUCCAAUGCUCUGAAUCAAGAGAUUAAGGACAAACAACAAGCUCUGCAUAAAGGAAGAGAGGAAUAUGAUAAACUGAGCAUGGAGGAAAAAAAUAUCCAGGUUUCUCUGGAAUUCAAACUGAAGAGAAAAAAGCAGCUGAUGGCCAGCAGAUCCAACAGACUGAGACGGUUUGGUGAUAACAUGCCAGAAUUGUUGGAGUCCAUCGACAAAGCCUUCGCUCAGGGCCGAUUCAUCAAGAAACCUGUAGGACCAAUAGGUGCCUGCAUCAGCCUAAAGGAUCCCAGUUUAGCAGUGGCUGUGGAGAGUUGCUUACGAAGUUUCAUCAAAACCUUUUGCUGUGACAAUUACAGGGAUGAAAAAGUCCUGCAAGAACUGAUGUCAGUAUAUUUCCCAAAAGGCAGUAGGCCUCAGAUAAUGGUGUGCCCAUUUACAGACCGUGUUUAUAACCUUCAUGGCCGUGGAGUCCAUCAUCCUGAGUUUCCAUCAGUGCUGGACUGCCUCAAUGUUGAGAACCCAGUGAUAACAAACUGUCUUAUUGACAUGAGGGGCAUUGAGAACAUUCUGAUUAUCAAAGACCAUGCUCGUGCAAGGAAAGUCAUGCAGGGUUCGAGACCACCAAGGAAUUGCCGUGAAGCCUUCACUGCAGAUGGUGAUCAAGUGUACACCAAUCGGUCUUAUACCCCUGACAAGGAAGUACUGGUCAAAUAUCUUGGUGGUGACCCAGAAGCAGAAAUACGUCUAGUGGAAUCAGAGCUGGAGAACACUCAGGCUCAACUUUCACGGUUCCAGCUUCACUUGAGCUCUGUGAAGGAGGACAUUCAGUUCAUGGAGGAGAAGUUACGUAGUGUCGUCAUGGCCUGCAAAAAAAAUCAGGAAAGUAUAAAUAAGGUUAAAGCUUGUAUAAUAGAACUUGAGAACAUUGAAGAGGCACAGGCUGAGGACAUCAGCUCCCUGGAAGAAGAUGCACAAGAGAAUGAGCAGAAGAUCGAAUCAGAGAGGAGAAAUGUAAAAGAGGCUCAAGAUGAAUUAAAGAAUCAUGAAAGAGUGCUCAUGAAUAUUAAUCAGAAAUAUAAAGAUGUGAAAAAUAAAAUGGAGCAGCUCUCAGAUGAGACAGAACAACUGAAGGAGGAGCAAGUGAAGGCAGAGACUGUGUGCAGUAAACUCGAUCAAGCCAUGAAGGUCUUUGAGAAGAAACUCGAGGAUCAUCAGGCCAAUAUUCAGGCCAUGAGAGAUGAGCUGUCACUCAGAGAGGAAGAAAUGCAGGAUUGUGAAGCCAAAGCCAAAGAGAUCUGUCCUGUGCGACAGCAGGCUGAUCAGAGUGCCAGAAGUAUUGAUGUUGAGAUCACACGCCUGCGACAAAAAAUCUCUACGCAAGAGAGCAGCCACGGUGACAAGGAACAAGUUAUCCGAGAGUACGCAGAAGCUCACAGUAAUUACAAAAGCAAAUCCAGCCAGCUGAGGGAUCUCAGGAAGUUUAUCGAUCGCCUCGACAACAUCAUGAUUGACCGUCAGGACCGAUACAAAUCACUGCGACGGUCACUUUCUGUGAGGUGCAAGCUGUACUUCAACAACUUCAUGAUGCAGCUGCACUGCUGUGGCUCUAUGAUGUUUGACCACGUCAAUGAAACUCUUUCAAUUUCAGUGAAACCCCCAGGUCAGGAGAAAAACAACGUCAGUGACAUGCGUUCCCUCUCAGGAGGAGAGCGCUCCUUCUCCACUGUCUGUUUCAUUCUGGCACUCUGGGAAAUUACUGAGUCGCCCUUCCGGUGCCUGGACGAGUUUGAUGUCUACAUGGACAUGCACAAUCGCAGCAUUUCACUGAACAUGCUUGUGGCGCUUUCAGAGCGUCAGCAUCUGCGACAGUUCAUCUUCAUCACCCCUCAGUCCACCAGCCAUCUGCCCAAAAGUGCCCAUAUUACAAUCCACCAGCUUCAGGAUCCAGAGAAAGUAGCAGAGGAAGAGUGAGAUGUUUGAUAGGUACAGACAUUGCCUGGAGAGACUGUCCUUAAAGUGUGUAAAGUUAAUAUUUCUGUACAGUUUAUGCUUUUAUUUAUUUUUUUUAUAACAUUUUAUGGUUCUAGUUUGCAAAGAACGUUUUAAAAUUGCAAAGCAUUUACCCUUAAUAUGUGUGAUUGUGAACACAGUUCAUUUGUUCUGCUUCCUUCACACCAUUUCCUGUUCAUCUGGUCCUUUUGGAAAAGAAAAAAGGAGGUUCUGUUGUUUAACCGUUAGCACCUGCUAGUGAUGGUUUGAGUAUGUUUAGAGCAAGUAUUUGUCAGUUUAAACCAGCAUCCUCUGUAAUGAACCACAAUUCUGUUUCUAGUUAUUGUUAAUCAUUUCAUUUGUGGUCACAUACAACUAAGCACCUGCCUUCUGAAAACAACCCAUAGAUAUUUUAUUGAUUUUAAUCACAAUGUUGUCAGUGCAACUGUUACAUACCGAGUUGAAGACAUGCCACAAAUAAAACACAAACCUCAUAUUACACAAUUAAAUGACUGCUUAAAUUUGGCUUUACCGUAUUAGGUACAAAUAUUUACAGGGCAAAGAUAUACACUAUUUAUUGGGCAAUUGCAUUUUACAAAGAUCUGUCUAUUCUCCGCCAAAGGGUCUGAUGUCGUCCUGAGUGUCACAGGAGGUGAAAGGGUGUUUUUUUGUUGUUGUUGUUGUUGUUUGUUGCCAAAAUUUGGGAUGCCAUAUAUUUAUGUACUUCUUGGGAGAACAUAAAAUAUUGAGGAUACAAAAUGUUGAGAAUAAAUUAGAGAGGGUACUGGAAGGAGUGCAGCUAAAAAUCAUGGGUAUUUGAAAUGUUGAGAACUGGAGUAGAAAUAUUGUUUUACAAAAAACGGUUCAUUAAAAAUGCAGCACACUAAGAGUAAACGUGUACCAAACCCAUUCUGGAUAAGGUUUUGUUGUAAUACCAGGGGAAGUGGAUAACUUACCAUUACUAAAUGCCCUCCAGGGAAAAUUCACUUAAAAUGUUAUAUUGCCCAUUCUGUAUUAUUACUGAAAACAAAUUCACAGGCAACCAUUCAUGCAUGUGACGAUGAUACCGCGCAAAGUAAAAGAAAAAAAAGAAAAAGAAAAAAAAAAA
Molecule: messenger RNA, 4539 nt
Organism: Ctenopharyngodon idella (grass carp)
Lineage: Eukaryota; Metazoa; Chordata; Actinopteri; Cypriniformes; Xenocyprididae
Gene: smc6
Product: structural maintenance of chromosomes 6
Exons: 27
Coding region: 126-3413 (1095 amino acids)
Biological process (GO): double-strand break repair via homologous recombination
Cellular component (GO): site of double-strand break; Smc5-Smc6 complex; nucleus
Molecular function (GO): damaged DNA binding; single-stranded DNA binding
Source: RefSeq, a predicted model, not a curated record